CUACAGAAAUGGAACAUUUUUAAUAAAAGGCGAUUUUGACAGGAAGAACGUGUUGAUAAGCAGGUAUGUGCACGGGCAUCUCCUGAGACUGCAGCUGAUGAAGGCACAAAGCAGCAGUUGAUCGUGUAAAGUGGUUUGCCAGCCUUGCCUACUUAAAGCCCCAGACUCGUUAUCAGCAGUGCACCCCUCACUCAUUGACGUACCAGUGGUGACUCAGGACUGCAUCAUCUCGGAAACAAGGCCCAUUCUGGUCACGAUUUUACUUGUACCAAAACACGUCUCCUUAAAGCCGUGAUAAUCAAACUCCCGCACCCAAUUGUUAAAGCCUUGCAUGGAGAAGCAGCAUCGCCAAACUGUAUCUACAGUAGCGUGGACCCGUGACCUGCUGACCAACAUCGGGUUCCCUUUAAAAAUAAUAUGCAACCUGGCCUGCUGUUAGGUAUUAAUAAAUUAGGGGGUGUGUGAGCGGUGGGACGUGCGUCAGACCCAUCUCAGCCUCUCGGACCAGGUUCUUUAAAGCAAGGGUUUACAGCCGUUUUCAGUAUUUUCCAAGACUUGGAUAUCCAGAUCUGUUUGGUAAAGUUACAUUUAAAGAAACUCCUCUUUUUCUGUGGAUUUGUCAGUUCGUGUUCUGAAAUGGCCAGAAACACAACAGCAGAUUAGAAGAGACAACAGAAGAACAGCUUGACUAGACCCACUUCCCAGCACUGGAGAUUAGUAAGACCCAUCACAGCAUCCUACCAUCUGUUCUCACAUAUUUAUGACAGUGUUGGCCUGAGACACCCAGAUGCCUAAAAACAGCAAAGUGACCCAGAAGGAGCACAGCACUGAGCAUGUGACUGAGUCUGUAGCUGAUCUCCUUGCUCAUGAGGAACCUCUGGACUACAGGAACAGUUUCCUAAAUGUGGGCGGUCACCCAGGCCUCAGCAAAGGAUUAGAUGAUGACCUUGAUUCUGGAGAGGAGAGACCUGCUUGGAACAAUAAGCUACAGUACAUUUUGGCUCAGAUUGGAUUUUCUGUUGGACUGGGUAAUGUGUGGCGCUUUCCCUACCUCUGCCAAAAGAAUGGAGGAGGUGCCUAUCUUGUACCGUACCUGAUACUACUAGUCAUUAUUGGGAUCCCUCUCUUUUUCCUGGAGCUAGCAGUAGGGCAGCGGAUAAGGAGAGGCAGCAUUGGUGUCUGGAAUUACAUUUGCCCUCGUUUGGGAGGAAUUGGAUUUUCCAGCUGUCUAGUUUGUUUCUUUGUUGGACUCUAUUACAAUGUUAUCAUUGGCUGGAGCAUCUUCUAUUUCUUCCAGUCCUUUCAGUAUCCUCUGCCAUGGUACGAAUGCCCCCUGACAAAAAAUGGAACUAUUGCUAUUGUGGAACCUGAGUGUGAUAAGAGCUCAGCAACUACUUACUUCUGGUAUCGGGACACACUGGAUAUCUCCAAUUCCAUUUCAGAAAGUGGGGGGCUGAACUGGAGAAUGACAAUCUGCUUACUGACGGCAUGGAUUAUCGUAUGCAUGGCUGUGAUUAAAGGAAUUCAGUCAUCUGGAAAGGUGAUGUAUUUCAGCUCUCUUUUCCCAUAUGUGGUCCUGAUUUGUUUCCUUGUGAGGGGUUUGCUUCUCCGAGGGGCUGUCGAUGGGAUUAUCCACAUGUUCACCCCAAAGAUAGAGAAAAUGUUAGAACCACAGGUGUGGCGCGAAGCAGCCACUCAGGUUUUCUUUGCGCUAGGACUGGGCUUUGGAGGUGUAAUCGCCUUCUCCAGCUACAACAAACAGGACAACAACUGCCAGUUUGAUGCUGCUCUUGUUUCUUUCAUUAACUUCUUCACGUCUGUUCUGGCCACACUUGUAGUGUUUGCUGUCUUGGGCUUCAAGGCCAACAUGAUGAAUGAAAAAUGUGUUGUUGAAAAUGCAGAAAAGAUCCUGGGAUAUCUGAACUCCAAAGUACUGAGUCAUGACCUUAUCCCACCUCACAUUAACUUCUCUCACCUGACGUCCUCUGACUAUGCAGAGAUGUAUGGUGUGAUCCGCACUGUGAAGGAGGAGCACUUCACAGAACUGGGGCUUGAUGCCUGCCUGCUUGAAGACGAGUUGAAUAAGUCAGUACAAGGAACAGGGCUUGCAUUUAUUGCCUUCACAGAAGCAAUGACGCAUUUCCCUGCAUCACCAUUCUGGUCAGUCAUGUUUUUCUUCAUGCUGAUUAAUCUGGGCCUGGGCAGUAUGAUUGGGACUAUGGAGGGAAUCAUCACACCCAUCGUAGAUACCUUUAAGGUGCGCAAGGAAACCUUUACAGUGUGCUGCUGCAUUUUUGCUUUCCUUGUCGGCCUGAUAUUCGUUCAGCGAUCUGGGAAUUAUUUUGUUACCAUGUUCGAUGACUACUCAGCCACUCUGCCCCUGACAAUGGUGGUAAUUUUGGAGAAUAUUGCUGUUGCCUGGGUAUAUGGAACAAAAAAAUUUAUGGUGGAGUUGAAAGACAUGCUUGGGUUCACUCCAUACCGGUAUUAUUACUACACAUGGAGGUUUAUCUCACCGCUGUUGAUGGCAGUACUGGUGCUUGCCAGCAUAAUUCAGAUGGGAAUCAGUCCACCAGGAUACAGUGCAUGGAUUAAAGAACUGGCAACUGAAAAAUUUUUCAGUUAUCCACCCUGGGCUUUGGGAAUGUGUAUCUCACUGAUAGUGGUGGGAGUUCUUCCAGUACCUGUGGUCUUUAUUCUCCGGCAGUUCCAUCUAAUCUCUGAUGGCUCAAACACCUUAUCUGUUUCCUACCGCAGAGGGCACAUGAUGAAGGACAUAUCAAACCUGGAGGACAAUGACGAAACACGUUUUAUCCUUGGCAAAGCUUCAAGUGAGACUCCUUCUCCUAUGCCUAUUCACCGCUCAUACCUUGGACCAGGGAGUAUCUCUCCACUAGAAAUGGCUAGUCCUUCUAAUGGAUCCUAUGGGACUGGGUCUAUGCUGGCAGCAACCCCUGAAUCUGAGUUAUGAUUUAAAUUUGAUACAAAUACAAAGACAAUGGCAAUCUCAUGCUGUACAAAACAUAUGAUGUAUGUAUGCGGCAGAUGAAGUAGCUGUGAAUUAAUGUUCGAUCCCACCCUUUCCUAUAUAGUCCUGCUGACAUAGCUGUCAAAAUCUCAGUGCUUCCUGAGCUCUUAAAAGCAGCUCUACAUUGUGUGGCCAAGUAGUAGCAGAAGGGGGCAGACUGUUGGGAAAUGAACGUCUUAAAACCAGUUGCUUUCUGGCCAACAAUGUUGUGAGUGGAUACUGGCUGGAGGUUGUUGUGUUUUUGCUGCCUCCUUUGUGAUAUCUAAUUACCAGUACCACCUACUAGUUCAUCCUGUGACAUCUAAUGACCAGUACCACCUAGCAGUUUAUGCUGUGAUAUCUAAUGACCAGUACCAUCUAGUAGUUCACCCUGUGAUAUCUAAUGACCGGUACCACCUACUAGUUCACCCUGUGAUAUCUAAUGACCAGUACCACCUGCAAGUUCAUCCUGUGAUAUCUAAUGACCACUACCACCUACUAGUUCAGCCUGUGAUAUUAAAUGACCAGUACUCCACCUACUAGUUCACCCUGUGAUAUCUAAUGACCAGUACCACCUACAUGUUCCCCAAGGGAUAUCUAAAUGACUAGCACCACCUACUAGUUCCCCUUGUGAAAUCUAAUGACCAGUACCACCUACUAGUUCAUGUGAUAUCUAAUGACCAGUAUCACCUACUAGUUCACCCUGUGAUAUCUAAUGACAAGUGACACCUACUAGUUCACCCUGUGACAUCUAAAUGACUAGCACCACCUACUAGUUCCCCUUGUGAAAUCUAAUGACCAGCACUACCUACUAGUUCACCCUGUGAUAUCUAAUGACCAGUACCACCUACUAGUUCACCCUGUGAUAUCUAAUGACUAGCACCACCUACUAGUUCACCCUGUGAUAUCUAAUGACCAGUACCACCUACUAGUUCACCCUGUGAUAUCUAAUGACCAGUACCACCUACUAGUUUACCCUGUGAUAUCCAACUAGUACCACCUACUAGUUCACACUGUGAUAUCUAAUGACCAGUACCACCUACUAGUUCACCCUGUGAUAUCUAAUGAUCAGUACCACCUACUAGUUCACCCUGUGAUAUCGAAUGACCAGUACCACCUACUAGUUCACCCUGUGAUAUCUAAUGACCAGUACCACCUACAAGUUCACCCUGUGAUAUCUAAUGACCAGUACCACCUACUAGUUCACCCUGUGAUAUCUAAUGACCAGUACCACCUACUAGUUCACCCUGUGAUAUCUAAUGACCAGCACUACUUACUAAUUCAGCCUGUGAUAUCUAAUGACCAGUACCACCUACUAGUUCGCACUGUGAUAUCUAAUGACCAGUACCACCUAUUAAUUCAUCCUGUGAUAUCUAAUGGCCAGUACCACCUACUAGUUCAGCUAGACAUCUACUUGCUUUAGUCACCAUCAAGUUAAUUUCACCACAUCUUUUUCUUUAAUGGCUGCUCUCUCUCCCUACUAUGCCCAUGCUUUAUUUCUCAUUGUUGUUAGAGGAUUCAGUAAUAGCAGGUACUGCUGAUAAAACCAAGAAGCUGCUCUGAUAGAGAAAUACAAAAGGACAGAAAAACACAUUUUAAACAUGGGUGUGGUGAGUCUUGUAAUUUUAGAUGUGUGAGGUGGAACUACUUUCUGUGAGCUCCACAUGUACACAAAACCAAGGCUAGUUACUCUAGACACUAAAAUACCCAUUGUAUGAUUUUUAAGGUCAGUUUUCAACCCUUAUAAUGAAUUCCAGUAGCAUGUAUACAAUGCAGUUUAAAGCACAUAAGAUGCAGCUUUCAAUGGCAAUCAGUUGUGCGAUCUUAUAUUACUUCAAUAAAUAAGCAAGAAUGGCUAAUCUGAACUUAGCCAUAGGCCUUUAAACUACCUGUGAAGCAACUCUUCAGCGGAAGUUGAGCAGCUAAAACACCUUAAAAGGCUUCCCAAAUUUCAUUUCCUUCUUUAUUACUUGCAACCCAGGUCCUUUAGUAAGCCAGGCACAACGAUUUUGGUAUGAAAACUGACCAUUUCCUGUCAUCCUUCCUUUUGAUUAGGGCCCUGACUUCCCUGCUUGAAACAGCCUUAAGCCCAAGCAGGUAAUUGAUAAGCAGGGGAAGCUGAUGGCUUCAACACAGAAGUACACGUCACCAAAAGAUUAUGAGUUGGGAAAGGGAAAAAACUCCCUCUGCUGUCAAUUGUGUCAUAGCAGGAUGCCCCUUUGUCCUCUCCAUCAUGUCUACAGAGACUGAGGACAGGCACUAUGUAACAUCUCUUGGUGAACAUAAAAAAUAAUAACAAGCUGGCCUGAAAAAAUGUCCUAAAGUGCCUAAUCCCGUACUGACCAUCUGAUGACUUAUCAGCCCACUUCCUACUGUCCUAUGGCUAUUUACGUAAUGGUGGGGGUAACAGCCUGCCACUGGAGAAGUCAUCAUCUUUGCAGUGAUUUGGAAUGUCUGACACUGUUGUCAGUGCACAUUGAUCUUAGGCCCAGGAGAAAAGGCUUCUCUACUUUGUGAGUCUGCAGUGGGAACCUGGCACUUGUAUAUGCUUCCAGUAGCUUGAAAAAUUUUGCCCACACACGUGUAUGUUAUAUAGGUUAAUAAAUAGAUGGAAGUUACAUUAGAAUCCUUUCUGUUGAUCAGCAAUCACCAGACAUUUCACAUGACUGAAUUUCCCAAGACUGAAUUCCCCAGACAUGAAAUGGUAGGAAAAAAAAGACAUUUCCUACCUCACUGUUUUAUGAUAUUGCUACAUAAUUAUUUGAAGAUUGGGAUGCAUGAUUGCAUUUUGACAACCAUUUGGAAACACAGAUGUUCCAUGGUGUGUCUGCAUAUAAUAAAUACAAAUAGUUAGAUAAAUAGUUAAAUCAUAACACUAACAGCUAUGUGAGCAGAGUACAUGUUCCUGGAAACUGUGGGAUCCUUCUGUGUACAGCUAAUUUACUGCUGUCUUACUACUAUAGACUUAUGUGUACAUAAAUGUGCACAGCAUUAUGUAUGUGUGUAACAGCAUUAUAGUUCAUACUCAUUCCUGCAUAAUCAUCUUAACAGAAACUACAUGUUUGGGGAAUAAGUGUUUUAAUAUGGAUCAGUAUUCCAACAGGUGCUUAGAAAAGCACUAUAAAAUAUGCUUGUUAGAUCUGCAAUAGACUAAAUGGAUGGCCAUCCUGGACUUUAGACCUCAUAAACCUGAUCUGAGGGGCAUGAAGCAGCUGCAAUUGAAAACAAAUAUAUCAGAAGUCUAUACAUCAUUUCCCCUUACCUCUGAGGUUAGUGGUGAGCUAUUCCAUUCCAAAGGAAAGACAUAGAAUAAAUGCCCUAGCUGCUGGGGCUGUAAUGAGUAGAGACACUGAAAACUCUGGAAGCCAUGGUCAUAGUUCUGUGGUUACUGACAAGGCACUCAAAACAAAUGGAGCAAUACAGAAGACGUGCAUUUAUGCUUCUCAGUUUUGUAGGGCCUUAUUUGGCACACAUGUUAAGCACACUGUUGGUAAUGUGUUAUUAAGCUGGGUUCUUGACUCUAGCUCAUGUAGAAGUGAUAGUAGCAGCUUCCAAAUGUUGAAUGUGCAAUUUCUUAUUUCAGGUUAGAAUGAAUAUGCAGUUACUGCACUUUAUCAGCAGGCAAGGUGCAAUGGUUAAGGCAGACAUGAGAAAACACUGAUUUGUUCUAAUUAAAGUCUGAGGAGGUGCACAACAUAUUAUCACAUCAAUAGGAGUUAAAUUGUCCGUGACAGUGUUGUGAGUUACAUUUUUAUAUCUGAGAUAAUAGCACUUCUAAACUUUUGACAGUGCAAUAAUUUAGAAUAAACCAAGCUGGUGAUGAGUUAAACGUUCCUUUAAAUAACUUGUAAUCUAAGCUUUCCUAGAUUUUGCAAUCCACCAUCUUGUGUUGUGAGUGAUAAUAGCUGUGACUGCAGUCACUGAUGUAGUCCUUCUAAGUUUCUCCUUUUCUAAUGCUUACCUUGUAAAAAUAUGUCUUACGGUACUUCAGAACUGAACAAGAGGUUGUCCUCUCAUACAAGUCUCUGGAGAUUUCUUAUAACACCAUUUAUUGCAUUAUUUUUAAUGCAAGCCACUGUUUAAUUAAUAUUGGUUGGGUUGGUUAAAUUGUUUAAGACAGAUUAAAGAGGCUUUCGCAACCUAAGAAAAAAUAAUAGUAUGGUUCCCCACAGGAAGUACCCAUCUGCAUUCCAUAGUAAAAUGUCACAAAGUACAUUGGCAUGAGUCAAAAAGUGCAAACAGAAUAGAAAGAUCCCAUAGCUGAAAGUGAAAACCAGAAUUAUCUAAUUAAGAUAUUAAUACUGCAAAAAAAUUAAUAUAAUUAAAUAUUGCCACCUUUACGUGCCAGACUGCAAAGUCUAGUGACACUUUUUCUUCUUUAUUUUAAGCCAAGGGAAUUCCAGUUUGUAAUUGUGAUACUGUAGAAUCCAAGAUAAAUCAUUAACACAGCAGUAUGUUUGCAUUUUAUAAUGUUAUGUUUUGCUUGUUUUUAUUAAUAAUCCUAAGCUAUUGAUAAGUGCAUGUAUCCUGUAUUUUUGUAUCGACCACAGCAGUUCUGGCUUUAGACUUUUGCAUUAUCAAUUACUGACAAGUGCAUAGUUAUUCCUAAUGUUGACAGCUUCUGAAGCUAUUAGCAGACUAGAGAAAACCUGAUGAGAAAUCCUUUUGUACUGCCCAUAGGACUAGUUAAUUUGAUUAUCCAGUAUAAGGCACCCAUUAACUAUAGCUUUAUUUUAAUUAAUACAAACUCAUUAUGCAAGAAGGGCUUGGCCAUGUGUUUUUUACUGGGAGGUCCAGUCAUAAACUUCUGUACAAACAGGAUCACCAUUUCUUAAUUCUCAGAUUCUUUAAUAAAACAUUUUUUAUUUAUAUUGCUUUUUACCUCCCCGAAUAUCUAGCUUCUUCAAUGACCCCCUGGACCAUUUAUCUCCCCCUCAUGUUGCCGGGUCAUAGCACUCGUAACAGAGAGAGGGAAAUCCUCCUUUCUAUUGGAAAUUUGCUUCAGUGGAGCCAUCAUCCUUUCAAGACAUGCAGUAGGGGGCAAGGACUGUCAGCCAAAAGGCCCACAGUUGGAGACAGUCUGAUAUUUUCUAAUUUAUCUGCAGCCCCUCUGUAGAACAUCAUUGCUGAGCUCAUAUUCCCGAUUAUCCAUGUACAGGGAGUACAUUCUAGGUCAUUAGCAAAAUUGAAACUCCUAUAGCUGGACUUCCUCCAACUCCCUCCCAGGAGACUGGUAACCUGUACAACCAGACUCUCAACCAUUCCUAGCUAGCCUCUCAGGCACCUGGCCAGUUAAUCAAACUUGGGUCAGUGGGGCCCAGUAAGAGAUUUUGCCUCCUCAAAGUGUCAGAGUAAAAUAUAACAGAAGCAAUACAGAAUUUUCUUGUAAACAUUGUGGCCUGCUAAAUGUUUUUAAUCUAUGCAGGUAUAUUAGUCAAUCGAUGAGUAAUUGUUUCUGAACAAUCACCCUUUAGAGACAAUUCUAAAAUAAUGUGAUAUCAUGAUCAAAUCAGGAAAUGUUCUUACACUGAUAAGAGAUGGAAUGAAUAGGCAAUCUAGUCAGAAUAGCUCUUGGACAAUGAAAUCAUACUGGUGGCCCAUUCUAAGUGGUUGCUAUAGUAAUUAUUUUCAGAAAAAUGUAGUUCAGUGUCAUUGUCUAUAGAACUACAGUGGGUGUCAAUUUCAAAUCCAUGCUGAUUUACAUUGAUCUGUUUUUGGUCCUCUACCAAGUGGCCAUCUAGCCACUUACGUUCUGAGGACAUAAGUAACAUGACACAUUUUUCCAACCUUUUAAGCCAAUAAAAAAACAUUUUCUCAAGUAUGCUGACAGCAGCAGGUACUCUGAUUGUAUUUAAAUUGACUGUUACAUCUUAGGUAUUGCUUAACCAUCAUUUUCAGCUGUCAGGAAUGACAGUGGUUUACAGAACAUGGUCAGAGCCAUUAUUUCUAACUCCUUUAUAAGCUUCUAAAAAUCUGGUAAAUAAUACAUUUUCAUUCAUCUCUUUGGAAUGCAGUAUUUCCUUAAGAAAAGUUACCCUGCUUCCAUAAGGCAUAUCUCAAAUAUUACUAAAGAAUGAAGUGCCUCUGAAUGAUUUUUUUUUUCACAUCUCAAAUGUAGUUGCUGAGAAAUAAUGCAGAAGAACUGAAAACAUUAUUUAAUCAAGUGUACGACAGACCAAACUUCCCAUGCAGCUCAUUAGCUCUUCUCAAGCUUGGUGUGUUUAUGUUACAUAAUAGCAGCCACCUACAGUGUUUGCACUGUUCUGGUACCAUGGCUUACACUCUAUGUGGUCAGUUUUGCCUCAUCUAUUGCUUACUGUACUUUUCCAGUUCUGUAUAGAGUCCGUUGUAUAUGAAGCCUGAGUAUAUACCCAGAAAAAUAUAAUUUUUGGACUCUGCUAUACAUGACCAAUAUUACAUGUUAAUAGUACCAUAAUAACUAUAAGUUUUACAUAUGCUGUAUUGUAAGGGUCCAGUAUCACACACACACUGUUUAUAAUUUUUAUCAUGUGGUAAUGGAUUAUAUCUGGUGAGACUAACCCUAACCAGGCCUCUGAUGGACACAGCAGAAUGAAUUUGUCAUUUCUGUCUGCCUCAUCUGUUGUACCUUUGACUGUCAUCCUGAGUUUGGGGCAGAAGUCCCAGCUUUUUUUGUGAUUUUAAUGUCAAUGACCAUAGUGAACUAGGAAAUAUGUCGGUAUUGUAAAUUAAAAUUGUAUAUGUAUGUGUACAUUCAGUCAAAUUAUAUUUUGAAGUGAACAGUGAAAUAUUUUCAUUCCUAGCGAUGUAUAUAUUCAUCAUAUAUGCAAUAUAUUUAUAAUUUUUUUAGUGAUGUGCAGUUCCUUUGGAAAUACAGUGAUUAUUUUUUGUCUUAAACCAGGAUAUGCCCAUGUUACAAUAAAACUAACAGUACACCAACAUGGACUUCCUGAGGUACAAGUACUUUCUGGCUGCUCAAAGAUGGAGAUCCUAUGCCUUAACACUUAAUUAACAAUAUGUAAACAGAGUGCUUGCUGCACUGACUGUUUUAAUCGUUUGCAACCAAGUCAUAUAUUGUGGUAUUUAACACAGAAUACUUACUACACUGAUUGUUUUAAUUAUUUGCAGCCAAAUCAUAUAUUGUGGGAUUUAAGAUAUGAAUGUGGCUCCUGAAGUAAUAAAUCAACAGGUUAUGGUUCUUUGGAGUAGAACAGUCUUUCUGGACUUUAGGUUGUCUAGGUUUACACUUCAUUCAAAUGGAAUCCAAAAUGAAACUGCAUCCCUACCUCACUCAUAAAAGCACAGAUGCAGACAGCUUACAGUGUUGCUAGCUUGUACUGUUGAAGUAGAUGACUACAACAUACAUUUUUUUAAAUCAUAAAUCUUUACUUUUGCUGAAGGAAGCACAUGAUAGCAGGGCAACAAUAUGGUAGCAGACUUUGACAUUACUUCUCUCGGACUAAAGCACACAUGGAGUUAGGAGAAGUCAUUUUUGCUUCAAAAUUCCUUGCUAUCCUAACAUAAAAAAUACACCAGCAGUUACUCUGUACCACAACAAAUGGUUGUUUUCCUAUAGCAAAAGCACAUAAGGACACUGUAAUCAUUAUUGUAACAAAGCACACUGUCUCUGCUUAACCUAAGCACAGGACAUCGGGGGUCACUUUGAUCUCAAAAUUGAGUUUUAAUUCAAUAACUUAACUGAAUGUAAUGUGAUGAUUCAGUGCAGAAGUUAGUGUUGCCCUCAUGCAGCCACAGUGACACUGUAGUGCCAACUGUCACUGUUGUACCUCAUUGAGUUCACAAUGACAUGGGCACACUGGCAUAAAACUCACUACUGUUCUUACCUGACUGAAAAGGAAUAGCUAUUUUGGUACAAAAAAAAAAAAAAAAAAACACCAUUAUUGUUCCUAAAAUAAAGCACAUGGGUUACAGCUACUAUAAAUCAAUGCUAUCUUUUGCUAACUAUAAUGUACGAUAAGAAUGUUUCAUAACAGUGCUAGAACUCAUUUUUAUUUCUUUCUCUUUGAAACAUUUGCUGUCAGUAAUAGUUUCUUAUCAGAAGUCCUUAUACUCCUGUCUGAAGAAAAGCACACAGUUACUAGCAUCAUAUUGAUUGCAGAACACAACCAUUUCCUUCCUUAACUAAUGCACAUUCUGUUAGAGCUAGCAGAAGUCAAGACCCUGACUAAAUUACAUUCUAAUCGUCCAUGUCAGAAAUGACACAAGAGCGGAUACUCUGGAAAUGGAAAUUUCUACUCUUCCUCCACUCUAAACCCUCCUUCAUUUCUCAGAUGCUCCCCUGUGACUGAUGUAUGUGGGAGUAGCUUGUUUGUUUACCCCAGACAGCACUGUAUCCUUAAAACUAAAUAGCUGCAGAAUACUCUGUAAUAUGCAUGUCCUCUUUCUGUAACUAAAAAAGUCAGAGACAUCUGGGAAGCAUUGAUCUUGGAUAUCAAUCUGCAGCCUCAACAGUCUACAGGACAAAGUAAAAUAUUAGGAAUAAGGAUAACCGCUUGGAAUGUCAAAUCCUGGCCACAGCUAGGUCUCCAUAAAGACCACCACUAUAUGUUGUUCAUUAAAUCAAAACAGUUUCCAGUUAAAGAACAUGCAGACAUUUUGUCGAGUUUCUUCAUGUUUAUAUUUCUCUUCCCAGGAGCCUGCCCCUUUUUUAUAUCAAAUACAUUAUAUCAACCUGUGAAUAUAACUUUGAAUCCCAAUGCAGCACUACCAUUACCUUCAGAUGUCCAAAAAAAUGAACAUCACUGUAGUUCCUUACGCCUCUUCCAUCCUUGGUUACAACAUUUUUGGUCACUUUUUUCUUCCUCACAAAAGAACUAUACUUCACUAUAAAGUUAACAUAUGAACUCUUAAAAUACUGCACUGACAUUGCAAAAUGUCUGCAUUAGCAGUACUGCCAAUUCCCGAAGAUGCUGUUCCCCUGCCCUCCCCUUCCCAUCUUGCCUCACUACUACAUACAAUCACAUAACCAAUUUUUCUUGUCCAAUCAGAUAUUUCUUAGUAAAUCUGUCAUAAGCUACAUUUUCUGCCAUUAGUAGACUUGUAAAUAUAGCAUAUAUUUUGUAACGUACCUAUAAGCAUAUCAGUCACAUUGUUCACCACUGUUACUUUCAGUGUGAAUGCCCUUUGUCAUUACAGUUGCUACUUUUUCUCUUUACAUGAACUUUUCUUUAUGUGACAUUAUUGCUUACAAUACAAUAUUAUAUUUUUUGCUAACACUAUUUUACCACAAGCAGUUACUUGGCUGAUUGUAUGGAGUUAAUCAAAUGAUGAAUUACAGUAGUCAGAGCUGGUAGGUGAAAUGCGCGCUGAGCAGUUUCACAUUAUGAAUGAAUGUAGCAAUUCAGUUCAUGCACAUUGAUAGCUGAUCUUCUGAAAGCAAAUAAUAUAGGUGAUUAAUGAUAUUACUUUCUAAAUGCUAUGGAAUAUUAGCUUAUAGUUAGCUCAACUAAGGUGUAUUUAGCUAGUUAUGUCUAUAUAUACAGGAGCUGUUAGAGACAUGCCUGACCUAAACCACUGCGCUCAAUUGAUUUCUUAGGUUUUCUUGCAGUAUUCUAAUCCAGGAGUCCCUGCCAAUCUAGUUUGGUGCUUAUGUCUUGUUUACACUAAGGCUGCUGCUGCUAUUACUAGCGGUGGUAGCUUGAGCAUUUUACAGUCUGUGUACACUUGGACUAGUAGAAGAAGGGAGGCAAAGGUGAGCCAAAAGGUAUAGGCUUGAUGAAUUUCUACAAAAAGACAAUAAAAGUAACCAUGUAAAUACUUACCUCAAUAGAACCCCCUCCCAGUGACUGCCUCUAUCUUGUACUAUUUUGCCCUUGAAAGCAGACUCAUGGGCAUGACCAGAUUACAAAUGCAGGCAUCAUGGGCACGACCAGAUUGCAAAUGCAGUAAUCAUGGGUACGACCAGAUUACAAAUACAGGCAUCAUGAGCAUGACCAGAUUACAAAUGCAGGCAUCAUAGGCUUGACCAGAUUACAAAUGCAGACAUCAUGGGCAUGACCAGAUUACAAAUGCAGACAUCAUGGGCAUGACCAGAUUACAAAUGCAGACAUCAUGGGCACGACCAGAUUGCAAAUGCAGGCAUCAUAGGCUUGACCAGAUUACAAAUGCAGACAUCAUGGGCAUGACCAGAUUACAAAUGCAGACAUCAUGGGCAUGACCAGAUUACAAAUGCAGACAUCAUGGGCACGACCAGAUUACAAAUGCAGACAUCAUGGGCAUGACCAGAUUACAAAUGCAGACAUCAUGGGCACGACCAGAUUGCAAAUGCAGGCAUCAUAGGCUUGACCAGAUUACAAAUACAGGCAUCAUGAGCAUGACCAGAUUACAAAUGCAGGCAUCAUGAGCAUGACCAGAUUACAAAUGCAGGCAUCAUGGGCACGACCAGAUUGCAAAUGCAGGCAUCAUAGGCUUGACCAGAUUACAAAUACAGGCAUCAUGAGCAUGACCAGAUUACAAAUGCAGGCAUCAUGGGCACGACCAGAUUACAAAUACAGGCAUCAUGAGCAUGACCAGAUUACAAAUGCAGGCAUCAUGGGCACGACCAGAUUACAAAUACAGGCAUCAUGAGCAUGACCAGAUUACAAAUGCAGACAUCAUGGGCAUGACCAGAUUACAAAUGCAGGCAUCGUGGGCAUGACCAGAUUACAAAUGCAGGCAUCAUGGGCACGACCAGAUUGCAAAUGCAGGCAUCAUAGGCUUGACUAGAUUACAAAUGCAGGCAUCAUGGGCAUGACCAGAUUACAAAUGCAGGCAUCGUGGGCAUGACCAGAUUGCAAAUGCAGGCAUCAUAGGCUUGACUAGAUUACAAAUGCAGGCAUCAUGGGCAUGACCAGAUUAGAAAUGCAGGCAUCAUGGGCACGACCAGAUUACAAAUGCAGGCAUCGUGGGCAUGACCAGAUUGCAAAUGCAGGCAUCAUGGGCACGACCAGAUUGCAAAUGCAGGCAUCAUGGGCAUGACCAGAUUACAAAUGCAGGCAUCGUGGGCACGGCCAGAUUACAAAUGCAGGAAUCAUGGGCAUGACCAGAUUACAAAUGUAGGUAUCGUGGGCAUGACCAGAUUACAAAUGCAGGCAUCAUGGUCAUAACCAAAUUACAAAUGCAGACAUCAUGGGCACGACCAGAUUACAAAUGCAGGUAUCUUUUGAAGCACCCAAACAGUGCAGCUUUAAAUUAGCAGGACCAUUUUUCCACUGUACCAUCAGUCUCACAGCACUGUUUCUCUAAAUCGAAGACUAACAGUGGCCACUCUUUGCCCUGUCAUUGCUACAGCAGGAGACUUCAGUUUGCUUUCUAUAAGAACUACCAAUAUGAACAACUAUUUUCCCCAUUUUUUUCUUUUUACAAAAUUGUAGGACUGUGCAGAAUACUGUUUAAGAUGCAGCCUGACCCUUGGGACAAUAGGUAACUACUCAUCCUGCCUGUGCAAACCUAGAUCCUGACACUUAUAUGUGGUAUUCUCACUCCUGAUCAAUUGUUGUCUGAACUCUGGUCUAGGGUGGGAAAACCAAGCAUUUUGCUGAUCUAUGUUAACCUCACUCCCAUAUAAUUUCCUUUAUACUGUCACAAACUGUUCCCACACAAACAACGAGUCACCACAAAGCACCCUCAGUUAUCAUAAUUUCUUCCAAACCUCUCCUACUCACUUACCCUUGUCCUACCUGCCUUACAGGGACCUUCCUGGCACAGCAGAAACCAUUAUGUACUCCUCACAUAGCACUCUCGUCACCAAACCCAGCAAUCCGUCCUACAAAUGCCUCCAUGAUUUAAGCCACACCUCACCAUGAGGAACCCAAUGAAAAAACAUCAGCAAGUCAUACACUUCCUAGCCCACACAACAGGACUAUCACAACUUGUGCAUCCAGUCCUAGCCGUUACUAAUUAAUUGACAUUAUUAUUGCAUGCUACUGAGUAUGUUUCUACAAUACUAAGCAAUUCACAGCAAUUCACAGUCCCCCUCUACCCCCAGGAAGCUCAAAAUACAACCCUCUGAUAAAUAUUCAUCAACCCAACUUAUUCCUAUACUGAAUGUACUAAACCAGCUUCUCCACUAAUCAGAAAACAAUAUUAGUGGCACUGAAAUUGCUGCAAAGCCCCCUCCCAAAUCAAAGUUUUUUAAAACAAAUGUCAUCUUACAAUAUGAAUAUUCUCUCCUUCUUAAAACUAGUCAUUGCUUGUGAUAACAACCACACCCUGACUACAUUUCUCAACAAGAGCUCAACCCCAUAAACCAACUGUCUGACUAUUCCACACAGGUUCCUCCCACUACUGCACACAAAACACAAAGCAUGUGGAGUGACAUUCAGCUAUGCAUCACCACAAAUCUCUACAAAACAAAUAGGUUUAAAUCUCUGCCACAAGAAUUCCCAAAACAUUAAGAACAAAAACUGUAUGAAACAACAAUGCAGACAUGCUGGCUAUCAGUGAAACAUGGCUAAAACCUCUAAGUAUCCCUGUACACUUUACAGCAGUAACUUCUAUACCUUCCUAGAUAACAGACCAGGUACAAUCCUUUAAAUGGUGCAAUGCUACCAGUAAAGAAAAUCUCAAAUUUCAGCCUGUCUUAUGAGGCAUGUCUCUUGAAAAUCCAAGACAGACCCCAGAUGGUGUCUUUUAUCACUUAAAUGCAAUCACUCUUCAGCCUGCAAGUAGCUGCAGUAUACAUACCACAUCCCUGCCUCAAUAAAAAUAUUUCAAACAAUUUAUAUAUCUUCAAAAUUAACAGAAAUAAUAUCCUAGGAAACUUCAGUCUUAACUGCCAUUUUCAGAUAGGUAGAGAAAUAUUUUUCUCUACCAGUAAUUUAUCCACUCACCCACCAGCCCCAAUCCAUCCAUUGGCAGUAAUCCCCUGUUUGAUCUCCUCAUAAGUGAUACUUCAAACCAGAUCAAAUAUGUUUCCUAGUUACCCCAAAACCACAGUGACCACCUACCUAUUCAAACAAUUCUGUUCUGUAAAGCCCCUCUGACAUCCUCCAUGUAUAACUGAAACCAGAUCAGUUUCAGAAACUAAGAGGUAAUUUCAGACUUCAGUGGACUGAUCCCACAGUAGCUCUGCAGUUAUUUAGCACCAUUUUCUCUGAUGUCCUUAAACAUCUCCCAAGCAAAAAAAAAAUUGUAAAAGGUCAAAACUGCCCAUUAAUAAACUCCAGACUAUGAAGACUAUUGCAUAAUAGAAACAAAACAGGCCACUAUAUAUUAUAUCUUACCCUCAGAAAGAAGUACAAACUUGAAGAAGUGGAAGUGUCUUACCUUUACAGACCUCGAAUACAACUUCCCAGCUGAAACUUGUCUAGAAAAUUAUAGAUACUUCUACUUUAAUAGCAAAACAGCUCCAACUCUUCUAUUAUAAAUGUAAGCAUUAUACAACGCUUCAAAAUGCUAAUCACAGUGGUUUAUUAUAUUUCUAUGAACAUAAUUCCCUAUGCCAGAAUUCUUAGACCUCAUUUACCAAUCUAUAUCCCCAAACAUUAUGAUCCCCUACAUGUUUUCUCACCAUUCAAAUCCCCAAACUUUAUCCUCUCUAAUCCAUUUGCCUGUCCAUACCUUCACUUCAGAUUCCCAUCUAUAUAGCCCAAUACUCUAGUCCUCAUUGCCUUCACAAGUCUCGUCUCCUUUCUCCCUUAAAUUCUCUCAAUACAUGCUUUUAUACUGUCAUUUCUUUGUUUCAAUCCAAAAUCACAUUCCAUGAGGCCUCCCUCCUACCCUCUUCCAUCAUAUCAAGCACCAUCCCAACAAAUGCCUAAAAAAGUACCAAACCACUGAAUAUAUAAACUCCCUCACAUUAAAACUCCACAAUUCAGAUUCACACUCGGUCACAAUCCCCCCCCCCCCCAAAAUCCCUUCCAGCCC
Protopterus annectens (West African lungfish) is the source of this 16852-nucleotide messenger RNA. It is a transcript of the gene SLC6A17, whose product is annotated as solute carrier family 6 member 17. Gene Ontology annotation, cellular component: plasma membrane; synaptic vesicle. The record is from RefSeq and is a predicted model, not a curated record. The transcript has 12 exons. Bases 788 to 2971 code for a protein of 727 amino acids. NCBI's taxonomy places the organism in Eukaryota, Metazoa, Chordata, Ceratodontiformes, Protopteridae. Gene Ontology annotation, biological process: L-leucine transport; sodium ion transmembrane transport; glycine transport.